AUGGUUCAAGAACAAUCGGCGUUGCAGACGUCACCGCCGGAGAAGCUCUCGGGGUUUGAAUGGUGGAGACGCUCGUUGCUGUAUAGAACAGGCUUGGGCAUGUCUGAUAACGAAAAGGCUCAGUUUGAACACGACUACAGAGAGAAACACAUGAAUACGAACUGUGAACUGUGUGAUGAGAACAGAGACUGGAUGCUCCGAUACUCACCCAGUGUCAGAUUCAUGAUGGAUCAUGUCAACAAACUUGGGGGCAACUUGAGCACGCAGAACAUUAUUUGUGACAAAUGUGACGAUCUCAAAGGUGGCGGCUUCCAUCCAAAGUAUGGUAUUUUGUUGUGCUCAAAUUGGAUCCAGGACAAGUGGCAACUCGAGGAUGUCUUGACCCAUGAGCUUGUGCAUGCGUAUGACCAUUUGAAGUUCAAGGUUGACCUUACAGAUUUGAAGCAUCAUGCUUGUACAGAAAUACGUGCUUCUAUGCUUAGCGGGGAAUGCAGAAUCAUGAGAGAGAUUCAGAAAACAGGCUUGAGCAACUUCGGUGGGAAAUUCCAAGACUGUAUCAAGAGGCGUGCCGUUCUCUCAGUGGCAGCAAACCCAAACUGUAAGAACCAAGAGACUGCUCAGCAAGUCGUGGAUACUGUCUGGAAAUCGUGCUUUAACGAUACAAGACCAUUUGAGCGGGUGUAUCGCUAA
Messenger RNA from Candidozyma pseudohaemuli, 690 nucleotides. Its product is annotated as putative metalloprotease. The coding region runs from base 1 to 690 and encodes 229 amino acids. The record is from RefSeq and is a predicted model, not a curated record. The transcript has a single exon. Gene Ontology annotation, cellular component: extrinsic component of mitochondrial inner membrane. Gene Ontology annotation, biological process: mitochondrial protein processing; mitochondrial proton-transporting ATP synthase complex assembly. Gene Ontology annotation, molecular function: metalloendopeptidase activity. Lineage: Eukaryota; Fungi; Ascomycota; Pichiomycetes; Serinales; Metschnikowiaceae.